AUGGGUACGCAGGAUGCGCAAAGUAAGGAUGGAAGGGAAGGAACAGAAGGGAGGGACAGGCAAGAUGAGCAAGGCCCUCAUAGGAGAGGAGAUUCAAUCGGCACCGUCGACGAUUAUGACAUGCUAGGCGGUGAGGGGAUAGGUGAGAGCGAGUUAAAGGACAUGGACAAGGAGUUGGAGAGGAUGACAAAUAUAGGGGAUUUAAAAGGAAUGACAUCCGAGGAGUUUAGAGAGCUGAUGGGGGGCGACCUGGAUGGAGAGGGAAAACUAGGUGUUGAUUUCAAUCCGGCAAGGAAUUCCGAGCAGAAGAGAAACCUUCCUAGAUAUUCCCAAAUGAGUUUCCUGAACGAAGAUUUUCAGCUAAAGGAGGAUUCUCAUUUUACCAACUUGAAUUCAAAAUCAAGUCGAAAGAGAGACAGUCACUUAUCCUUUAGGAACAUGCGAAAUUCGUCCAUCUUUAAUUUAAGCGUAACGGAUGACAAUGGUAAGAGGUGGUCCCAUAAUUAUCAGUCAGGUGGGAAUGAGAAAUUUCAUGCUUCUCUUUCGCGCACCGAUAAUGCUUAUGAUAGUGAUUUGAUAACGCCGUCUCCGUCGAAGGUGGAGGGAGUUGGGGGGAGCUCAGACCUGGAGGCACAGAAGGGGGGAGCGAGGAAAAGUGAUACACGAAACGAUGCAGAGAGUGGGAGGCGUUCUAUUGAUAUCCUGGACGAGGAGCUCAAAAAAUUGAAGAGAGGAUUCCUUCUGAACAGCGGGGCAAACAGUCACAUGAGUGAUAAGUCGAAUGAAGAUUUGGUAGAGGGAGGAUACGCAAGCGAUUCUGAAUUUUUAAAAAGAAGCUCACUAGAGAAGAAAAUAAGUGUCGACCUGAAUUUCGGAAAUGAUGAUUCAUUAAAUAACAGUAGGUUAUCGAAUGGAAGUUACUCCCUAUGGGAAAGCAGAAUCAGUAGCUCCAGGAAGAUACGACUAAACAAUGAGACGCCAAAGAAAGGAAUUCUAAAACAGAGCAAUUCACUCUCCCCGGUGAAGGAAUUACCAGAGAAUAUUAGUGCACGAAAGAAGUCGGUGCAGUUUUCCCAUAGAUCUAUUGCUGUUUUCGAUGACAAAGAAAAAGUAUCACCUCUACAUCUAACUCAGUUUACUAGAAUUUCUAGCGAUUCUAAUAACUCCGAAAUGAAGCGGAAAAGUGCAUCUAACGAUUCUAGUUCCGAUAAAGAGAAGGUCGAUACAUUUCAUGAACAUUUAGCAAAUACCAUGGAUAAGUCUCCAAUAGAUGAGCUACUCUAUAGGUAUGAUAGCCUCAACGGUGCAAAGAGAAUUUCCAUGGAUUAUCCUACAGAUGGAAAUGCACUUAACGACUUUAACAGGAGAAUGUCUUCAGAAUCGGUACGUUUUAAAACAAAGACAUCAGUGGAUAUGGUUCAAUCGGCUCGGUUAUCCCCCAUUAAGAACAGAUCAAAAGGGGGGGGGGCUAAAAAGAGUAUCCAUCUGGAUAGAGACAAUGGUAAUGAGCAUGAGGAGGAUAUUCUCCAUAAGUUGCUAACAACAGAUAUUGAUAAUAUAAAGGAAGAGGAUUUCCUAAAGUUUAGCUUACUUAGCGAUUCGAAGGAGUUUAGAACUUACGAACAAGUAGAAGAGGGGGAGAUGUAUGAGAGGGCUCUCAGCGAGCGUUCCGACCGACCUCAAUCGCAGAAGGGUGCAGAGGCAGAUGGUGUAGAGGCAGAUGGUGCGGAGGCAGAUGAUGUGGAGGCAGAUGGUGUAGAGGCAGAUGGUGCAGAGGCAGAUGAUGUAGAGGCAGAUGGUGUAGAGGUAGAUGAUGCGGAGGAAUAUGCGGCGCAAGGCCAUCAGGAUGAUAAAUCUAUUCAGCGCAGAAAAGGAGAUAAAAGGGAAAUAUUUUAUGAAUGCAAUGACAGUACCGUUUCGGUUUGCAAGAGGGGAGCAUCAAAGUCGACGAAUCAAGAGGGGGCUAGGAGGAGCUAUAGGGUAAAGGAAGAGCAGGGGAUAGCUAGAAACCGACAGGAGGAGGAGGAUGACAAGGACGAUGAUCAGAUGGAUGGGAAGAAAUCGAUAAAUGGAGAAGCGGAGUGUAAGGAGGAGGAAGUUAGGGAGAACACUGAGGUGGACACUGUUGUUAGGAAGAGCAUCAUGGAGAAACUUCCCACCGAGGAAGAAGUGCUAUCCACGGAAAACGUGACCAUACAAUAUAGAGCAUCCACGCAUAGGCGCAGCGAACCCACGAGGAAUGUCAACACAGGGGAUGCUUCGACUCAGGAAGAUAAGAUAAAAAUGAACGAAGAUGAAAGAGGAAAUGUAAAAGAUGAUGAAGGUGAUGCGGCAAGUGGAGGUUACUUAGAAGGAGAGACACAGACGAAGAGUAGGCAAUCUAGCAGACAAUCGAAGAAGGGUGGCGAACCCAUUUUUAGACGAUUUCCUGAAGGUACAAAUGCCACCGAAGGGAAGACGAUUAGUAUAGUGGCAUCCCCCACGGAGGAGGGCAAAGGGGAGUUACAUCAAAACAGGUUUAAGGUAUCCAGGGCGAACAGGAGAGCUAGCUACAGUGUGAGUAUGCAUUCCAGGGAUGAGGAGGCGCAGGCAAAGUUCAGGGACAGGAAGAGUCUAAACGAAAAGGGGGGAGCGGUCCAGACGAAUAUGCAGGUGGAGAGAUUUUCGAGGAAACCCCAAGUGUCCGUAAUGGGCCAAGUGGAGAGAGUCGAAAAGAUCGGCAGAAUUUCCCAGGUUAUCGAAGCGAAUGAAUCGAAUGGAUUGAAUGGAUCGAAGGAAGUGAACGAAGCGAUGGAAGCGAACGAAGUGGGUGAAACGGGGGAGGAAAAUCUUAUGGAUGGAGUGGACGAAGUGGACGAAGUGGACGAAGUGGACGAAGUGGACGAAGUAGGAGAAGAAGAGAAAAUGGGUGAGAUGGACGCUGCGGAGGAAGAAAAGGAGGCUUUACUUCGAAAGGUGGAAUUGUUCAAUCGGGGGGGAGACCUGCAGUACACGCAGAGAAGGAUUUACGAAGGGGAGAAAGACCACAUGGGGGAGGACACGUACGGUGAAUAUGAUGCAGAGGAUGAGGGUCGGUUGCAGAUGGAGUGGGGGGAGACUGCAGAAUUGAAGGCAAGAGGAAGAUACACUACGCAUAUCGGAGAGGGAGGCUUCGGGGCAGAGUCCUGUGAUGAGGCGCAAGAAUUGGAGAACCACGCAAGGGCCAAUUCAGAUCAAGGGAAUUAUAAGAAGUACGUGUAUGAUGAGCAGGACAUGGGUGAACGGGAUGUGGAUGAACGGGGUUUGGAUGAACGGGGUUUGGAUGAACGGGGUUUGGAUGAACGGGGUUUGGAUGAACGAGGUUUGGAUGAACGGGAUGCGGAGGAGGGGAUCUUCGUGGAGGACGACUUGGACUUGGCACAGGAAGAGGAAGCUUUUUGCCGCGCCGACAUGAGUCCUUACAGGGAAGACGAAGCAACGCAGGGGGAGGAGACGGAGCAGAGAAAUCAACAGAACACCGAACAGAUGAACCGUCAAGAAGAGGCGCGAAGAAGAUGGACGGAACAGAAGCAGGAAUUGAAAAAAAAGUUAAGCGAAAAUUUAAUGAAAAAACAAGAAAUGAUAAAGCAAAUGACCUUAGGUAUUGUGAGAAGGUGUAGGAUAUACUCUCUUAAGGAGCUAAAGAGUAGGAAAAGAAAUUUAGCGAAUCUAAUGCAGUUGUAUGAACACAUAAGGGAUAUGAUGUUUUCGUUUGUCGGGAAGAUAAACCAUCUGAACAAUGUGAGUGUGAAGUUAGACGAUGCUAUUCUAAAGUACGAAGUAACACAGUUGAGGUGCAGUAGAACAAAAAAAGCAAUUGAGACACUCAAAAAAUACAAUGGAAAAAUGAAAAAGAAAAUAAUGGAAAAGAAAAACUUAUUGACAAAACAAAAUAAUGUGUUGAAUAAAAAAAUGAAAAAAAUAAAAGAGAUGACAGAACAAGUUACCAUGUUGAAAAAUCUAUACAAUGAAGGCUCUUCCAGAAAACAAGAAAUACAUUUAAUUGGUCUGUAUAAGAAGAAGAUGGAGGAACUGAAAAGUAUAGAAAUGCUUAAAGGUUUCAUCAUUAAUAAUUUUAAUAAAUACGGAAUUAAUUUUGAGCUACUGAACUGUAAUUAUUUUAAUUUUUCUACUUUAUAUAAUUACCAGGGUAUGGAUUCAUUUUUCCUUGGCGGGGGAGAUGCUCUGGUGAAUGGGUUUUGCUCGAACAGAGAGGAGGGUGUGUUUAAUGAGGGAGAAACCAGACAACAUCAACAGAAGGGUGACACCACAAGCGUUGUCGCAGCGGGAAUGACAGCUAGCACCAACGAGUUACCCCUUUCACAAGGAGAAAACCUUCGAAAAUGGAACAAGCAACAUUUGUAUGACAUAAGAGAUCUGUACGAACGAGAAUGCAAACUGAAAAAUCGUUAUAAGAAAGGGAAAGGGAAGAGGAAUGCAACUAUCCUGAACAGUAAAGUUUCUGAAGAAGAUAUGAAUUCUCCAUGGCCCUAUAACAUAACGGUCGACAUAAUUUUUUGCAACAUGAGCAACUCAGCGGUGCAGAGGGAGACAGACAAUUGUAUUAUUUCCUCUCCAGUGAAGAUAAAAAAUAUGAAACACCUUAUUGCUAAUAAAAUGCAUCUCUUGGGUGGAGAAAACGGAGGAGUGGGUGGCACCUCCGCGGAGGCAAGUAGAAAGUACAUGAAACUUUUUCGACCAUACAAAAUACAAAUGAACUCCUUCGAAAUUUUUAAAGACAUCUCAUUAACAACGUACUACAAAUACAUAAAUAGUGAGAACCUAUACUUUCACAUCUGGAACAAGCGACACGACAGGGAGAGUUACUCCUUAAGGGUGAACAAUUUACAAAACGAUGGAAGACAGAAGAGGAGAAAGCACGUUCAGCUUUUCAGAAAAAAUAUCGAGAAUUACUCCUACUAUUGUAGUGACAGCCACAUCGGCGUGGAGUGGAAAUUACAACUCGAAAUUGUUAAAUAUAAGCUAUUGGAAGUGGUUAACAGAAGGUUGCAGAGGUAUACCAACCGGGAGAGUGGCAAUCUCAUCAGCGGCAAUGCGAACAACCUCCACCAUCGCCACGUCAACGCGAAUGAACCACGCUUCCAACAGAAGGCGGAGGCCUCCACACCCAAGCCAAACAGGGAGGCCCUCAUGUACCUCGUGGAGGAAGCAGAAUACGCAAGCAUCAUCCUCAAUAACAUCUUGAGUCAGUACAAGCAUCUCCUCAAGUGCUUCUUCUGUAUGUCCAACACAUUUUUCGAUUACCACCAACACGUGGUCAUUUUCAAGACAAUGGUUUUGUCUCAGGAGAUUCGUCCUCACGCAUUUUGGCUCUACCUCUACAUCAAUCUGGAGGAAGCCUUUAGCUUCGCCUCGUUGCUCCACGGCAUCGUCCAGGUGAAGGUGGAAAGUGUCGACGAGGAGGACAAGUACAACGAGGAUUGCAAGACACUCAAUGGCAACAUCGUCAAGACUCUACAGCAGUGCAUCUUCGCACUCAAGUCCAAACCCCUGGAUCUCUCCGAGAGGAUAAACUCGUACAACAUCGUCGAUGUCAUCUAUGCCGUCGUCAUGAAUGAGAAUUACAACUUCCACAGCUACCAGAACAAUUUGCAGGAUAACAUAAAAAAGUUGAUGUCCUGCGAUACGUUCAUAAACGGUGUUGUGAGUAAGAACAUCGUGGUCCCGAUAGAAAAUAAAGAGUGA
Molecule: messenger RNA, 5724 nt
Organism: Plasmodium knowlesi strain H
Lineage: Eukaryota; Apicomplexa; Aconoidasida; Haemosporida; Plasmodiidae
Product: conserved Plasmodium protein, unknown function
Exons: 4
Coding region: 1-5724 (1907 amino acids)
Source: RefSeq, a predicted model, not a curated record